Ogataea philodendri is the source of this 1446-nucleotide messenger RNA. RefSeq lists its product as uncharacterized. NCBI's taxonomy places the organism in Eukaryota, Fungi, Ascomycota, Pichiomycetes, Pichiales, Pichiaceae. Gene Ontology annotation, molecular function: structural constituent of ribosome. The transcript is spliced from 2 exons. The record is from RefSeq and is a predicted model, not a curated record. Bases 1 to 1446 code for a protein of 481 amino acids. Gene Ontology annotation, cellular component: mitochondrial large ribosomal subunit; ribosome. Gene Ontology annotation, biological process: translation.
AUGCCUCUCGGAAGAAACGCCAAGCAGCUGCGGCAUAUGCUCAGAAACCUGGGAGCAUCUCUCAUAGAGUAUGAGAGUGUGACCACGACGCUCGCCAAAGCCAAGAGAACUCAAGCGCUUGUGGAAAAUCUCAUCACCAAGUCCAAAAAAUACAAAGCUUCAGGAGAACUUGAGAAACUACGCUCAAAGCUGGGCGCCGAGCUUUAUAAGCCCCAAGUUGUUGUUCCAAAGAUGAUCAACGAACUCACCACCAGAUACGCAAACAGAGACAGCGGUUUCACCAGAAUAAUCAAAUUGGAGCCUAGAUUGGGAGACAACGCACCACAGGCCGUGUUGGAACUAGUGGAUUCAUCCACCAGAGAACUCAAGUUCUGGUACUUAGCCAGAGUCGUCGCCAGACUAGAGCAGCAGGGUCUGCCUCUUGACAAGCUGACACGGAAAAACGUGAACUCAUUACUUCUACACAGAAAUGAUGCCGAAGAGACAUUCAGAAAAGCAGUGGACGUUUGCAAAGAAAGAUGGUACCAAGACGUGUCCGAAGAAACCACUCCAAGAAUGAAAUCGGAUACCAACGGAUUCCAUAAAGAGUUCAAGAACUACAAAGUGGUUCCGAGAGAAAAUUUGAAUAAGGUUGGUGAAUGGGUCCUGGUACUCGUAGUCUUCGAUCUGCACAGCUCUGAUGAGAUCUCUGAGUCUCUUUUGUCUCAGUUGAGGCUUGGAGCUGAUGACGGCAACAAUCAAGUAUCUCAAGAUCCAAGGACAGGAAGCCUGGAUCGUGGAGAGGUACGAGGAAGAGAAGAACAGAUCCACCAAACUCUCAAGACCGUUCUCGGAGUUGAAGAAGAUGAACAGAGAGAAAUGGAUCAACCACGUUCUCUUGUUCAACUGGUCAAGAGUGGUACCUUUGAAAUGUCUGUUGUCUAUGAUUUCUCUCAAUUUGUUAAGUUCCUCCAAAGCAUCGGACCAAGACUCGGUAAUGAUCUCAGAAGAAAUCUUACCCCAGGUUGCGCUCAAAUUCAAAUCUUGGUUGACAGAAAGGAGUCUGAAAUUGUUAAGAAGGUCGGAUGCAACGACAUAAUCUCCUCUGUUGUAUUGGAAUUUACCAAACUUGUACAGCUCCAAGAUCUUAGCAUCAUCGAUUUGGUGAUUUUUCGAAAGGUAUUCUCUGUUGUAAGUUUUGUCCUGUUUAAGAGACUCCUGGACGUCCUUGGAUGCAAGGAUUUCCAAGGUCUUGCUGGUUGCCUUGUCCAAUUCAUUGAAUUCUUGUUCAAUGGCCUUCUCCUUCUCGAUGAACUCGGCUGGCAGCUCUUUGCCAGGGUAAAGAUGGUCGAAUUUCUCUUUGAUGAAUUUGGUCAUAUAGGUCUCUUUCAAAAGGUCAUACUCCAUAGACUCGACCUCUUUGGAGGUGUAGAUCGAAUCCAAGUUCUCAACCAAUGGAUAGAUUAA